UUGUGUUCGGGUCAGCUUCACUAGAAACCUGGUUUCAAACUUUCAACCAACCAUAAGGCUAAUCGAAAUCGAAGCUCCUCAAAUCAAAUGAAUUUUCUCUCUCAGCAAACUCCAACUCACAUCUGCUGUUCAUCUCCUUCCUCUUCCUCCCGCUUCCGGAGUUCUGAUUGCCUCCUCCUCCCGCCUCCGGAUUUCUGAUUGCUCCUCUUCCUCCUCUUAAAACCCUAACUAAUCUCCUCCAACAAAACCACCAUCUUCUGGUUGCAUCCUCACCUCUGGUCGGCGUUGUGGAUUUUCAAUUUGGGGGAUUUCCAACCACCUCUCCUUCUCUGCCGCUGCUAUUAUCGCCGUGGACGACACUUAAAGUCAAGUGGGAUUUUUAAUGGAUAAAGGAGUGCCUCCUACCUUAUUUGUCAAUGAUGGCUCGUUUAUGGAGAAGUUUAAACAGCUUCAUCAAGAUAAGGAAAAGGGUGCUGCAAUUGAGGAUUGUGGACCAAAAACAAAUGUACCAAGGAACUCAACUCCUAGUCCCAGUAGUAUUAAAAUUGGAAUGGAAAUUAAGCAUGUCAACCAGCGGAAAACUACUACAGUUGCUCCAGGUGGCAAGCUUGCAUUUAGCUUGAAACAGAAAUCAAAACUUGUGGUUCCUUCUGUAAAGUUGAGUGAAGAUGAUGAUGAAGAUGAUGCAGGGGCAGGAAACGGAUCAGAUGGAGAUUCUGUGAAACGACAGAAAUUGGGUCAACCAGAUGCUUCCGUUGUGUCAUCCAGGAAAAUUGACGUUGCACCUCCUUCCCCAAGUGAUCCUGCAGUGAAGAAAGCUGCAGACAGACUAGCAAGUUUUGUGGCUAAAAAUGGAAGGCAAAUUGAGGAUAUUACUCGCCAGAAAAACCCUGGAAAUACUCCUUUUAGAUUUCUGUUUGAUGGAGACUGUACUGAAUACAAGUAUUAUGAGUAUCGUAUUCAGGAGGAGGAGAAAUCACUAGCACUGAACAAGGACUUACAGACUACACAUAGUGGUGAUAAGAUCGCUUCAGCAAGCAUUGUUCCUCGAAGGGAAAAUAAUCCACAGUUAAAUUAUCACACACCAGCUUAUGUUUUGUAUGACGUAAAUGAAGCCAGUUCUGUUGAGACCACAUCUUCAAGAAGUGCAGAAUCUGGUUCAUCAGCUUCUGGAUCAGAUCCUAUAGCCAUGAUGGAGUAUUACAUGAAGAAAGCAGCAGCGGAAGAGAGGAAAAGACCACCUAAACAAUCACGAGAUGAAAUGCCUCCCCCAGCUUCCCUUCAAGUGCAAGCUUCUGGAAAGAGAGGUCAUCACAUGGGAGACUACAUACCACUUGAAGAGCUAGAGGGUUUUAUGGCAAAAUGUAAUGAUGCAGCUGCACAAAAAGCAUCCAAAGAGGCUGCUGAUAAGGCAAAAAUACAAGCCGAUAACGUUGGGCAUAAGCUUUUGUCGAAAAUGGGUUGGAAAGAAGGUGAAGGCCUGGGAAGUUCUAGGAAAGGCAUUGCUGAUCCAAUUGCGGCAGGUAAUGUAAAGAAAGACCAUCUUGGUGUUGGUGCCCAGCAACCUGGUGAGGUUACUCCAGAAGAUGAUAUUUAUGAGCAGUACAAGAAGCGCAUGAUGCUUGGAUAUCGUCACAGACCAAACCCUCUGAACAACCCGCGGAAAGCAUAUUACUGACGAAGACUAUAUAUGCUACAAGAAAGUUCUUAUUUGGGGUUAUUAAAGAAUUUGGCUAGUGAAAAAAGUUGUUCAAUCCAGGGAAAUUUGUUUAAUUUGCUAUAGUGCAUGUCAUGUAUACAAUACAAUACCAUUCCAGUGUAUCUUGUAUCUUUCCAUUAUGUCUUUAAAUUUCUUGUUUUAUGCAAGAUAAUUGAAAAUUUGUAUGAAUUGGAUUGGCUUUUGAUAUUUGAGUGGAAAUUCUCGA
Molecule: messenger RNA, 1925 nt
Organism: Spinacia oleracea (spinach)
Lineage: Eukaryota; Viridiplantae; Streptophyta; Magnoliopsida; Caryophyllales; Amaranthaceae
Product: SURP and G-patch domain-containing protein 1-like protein
Exons: 9
Coding region: 383-1678 (431 amino acids)
Biological process (GO): RNA processing
Cellular component (GO): nucleoplasm
Molecular function (GO): RNA binding
Source: RefSeq, a predicted model, not a curated record